CUGACUAACUUCCCUCCUGGCUGAAUAAAAGUCUUACCUCUUAAAAAGAAAAUCGCAUUUUCUCAUCAUGCUGCGGGUCAUUGUAGAAUCUGCUUGUGGGAUCCCUAAAAAGAAAAUUGGAAAUCCGGAUCCAAUAGUUACUGUUAUUUUCAGAGGUGAGAAGAAGAAAACUAAAGCAGUGAACAAUGAGUUAAAUCCAGUUUGGAAUGAAAUCCUUGAGUUUGAUCUUAAAGGUGCUCCUUUAGACUCCUCAUCGUUCAUCAGUGUGGUUGUAAAGGAUUAUGAAACCAUUGGAAAACACAGGUUAAUUGGCUCUGCACAAAUCUCACUGAAAGACCUGGUCAGUGGUCAAGUAAAGUCUCUCCCAUUUAAGAACGUACCUUUGGCCAACGAGAAGCAACAGCCUAUCGGGGCCACAAUUAAUUUGCUCGUUGGGUAUGACUGUCCUGCCAACAGCAGUCCAAACCCAAAUGAUCAAGCUAAUGUGGACUCAUCCUUUGUGGAGGCUGAAGGCAAAGAGGAAGAUUACGAGGGAGAGGAAGAUGUGGACGGAGCGGGACAGGCUGGAAGUCCAGGAGCUCCUCCUUUACCCAACCAGCCUGGAAAACGGAGCAACAAGUCUCAGCGUUUCAGCAGAAAGAAGCCCAGAGCGCUGCCCAACAAGCCUCAGGACUUCCAGAUCCGUGUUCGUGUUAUCGAGUGUCGUCAGCUUCCCGGCAACAACAUCAAGCCUGUGGUGAAAGUGAGCACAUGCGGACAAACUCACAGGACUAGAAUCAGAAGAGGACACAACCCAUUCUUUGACGAGAUGUUUUUCUACAACGUCACCAUGCUGCCUUCAGAGCUUUUGGAUGAGAGCAUCAGUCUUCGAGUCUAUGACGCCUUCUCCCUCAGAGCAGACAGUCUGAUGGGAGAAUUCAAGUUGGAUGUCGGCUACAUCUAUGAUGAACCUGGUCAUGCCAUAAUGAGAAAAUGGCUCUUGCUGAGUGAUCUGGAUGACUCCUGCUCAGGGACGAGAGGUUACCUGAAAGUCAGCAUUUUCAUCGUGGGCACCGGAGAUGAGCCACCGACCGAGAAGAGGGAGCUGAACGAGGAGCAGGACGACAUAGAGGGUAAUCUUUUGGUGCCGGCAGGCGUCACGAUGCGAUGGGCUACUCUGAACCUUAAAGUCUACCGUGCAGAAGACAUGCCGCAAAUGGACGAUGCUUUUGUUCAGACCAUGAAGCAAGUCUUCGGAGGGGAUGGGGACAAGAAAAACCUGGUUGAUCCAUAUUUGGAAGUCAGCUUCGCUGGAAAGAAGCUCUGCACCAAAAUAAUGGAGAAAAAUGCAAAUCCAGAAUGGAACCAAGUUAUCAACCUUCAGUUCAAAUUCCCAUCUAUGUGUGAGCGCAUCAAGCUGACCAUGUAUGACUGGGAUCGUCUGAGUAAGGAUGAUGCUGUAGGAACAGAGUUUCUGAAUCUAAACAAAAUGUCUUACUAUGGAGGAGAAAUGGAAGAAACACAAACAGAAAGCAACAACAAAGUCUCUGAAAUGAGCCUCACAGUACCAGAAGGGGGGUUUCUUCCUGCGUUUGGACCUUGUUAUGUCAACUUUUAUGGAAGCCCGAGGGAGUUCACCGGCCUGCCUGAUCCAUAUGAGGAACUCAACUUUAGAAAUGGGGAAGGAGUGGCAUACAGGGGGAGGGUCCUGGUUGAACUUUCCACUCAGUUGGAUGGAAAGGUUGAGAAGAACGUGGACGACAUCUCAAAUGAUGACAUCCUUGUGGCCCAGAAAUACCAGCGGAGGAGGAAGUACUCUCUGUGCGCUGUUUUCCACAGUGCCUGCAUGCUCCAAGAGCUGGGUGAGCCAGUCCAGUUUGAGGUCAGCAUUGGGAACUAUGGUAACAAGCUGGACACCACCUGCAAACCCCUGGCAUCCACAACCCAGUACAGCUUUGCCAUGUUUGAUGGUAAUCACUAUUAUUACCUGCCCUGGGCCGACACUAAGCCUGUGGUGAUCCUUACUUCAUACUGGGAGGACAUCAGCCACCGUCUGGACUCGGUUAAUGUCCUCCUUUUCAUUGCCGACCGACUGGAGUCCCACCUUACCAGUCUGAAAACAGCCCUGUUGGCCAAAGUGUCUGAGGCACGUUUGAGAGAGAUUUGGCUCAAACUCAUCGACCACUUGAUCGAGGACUUGGACAGUUUGCAGCUUCCGGCUCUAGACGGUCAGCCUACCAUUACAGCACUUGAUCUCCAAAUCAAGACUCUGCGCGACGCUGCAGUGGGCAGUAUGAGGCAGAUGGCCAGCUGUGUGAGAGAAGAGGCCACAGAUGUCAAGUCCACUGUUGUGGACAUUGAAGAGUGGCUGGAAAGAAUCAGGCAGCUGGCUGAGGAGCCUCAGAACAGCAUGCCAGAUGUGAUCAUCUGGAUGUUGAGAGGGGAGAAGCGGGUGGCGUACGCCCGAGUCCCGGCCCACCAGAUCCUGUACUCUAAAUUUAAUGAGCAGGCCUGUGGCAAGCACUGUGGAAAGACUCAGACCAUCUUCAUGCAGUACCCCAUGGAUAAAAACAAAGGCGUGAAGAUUCCCGUUCAGCUCCGGGUCAACAUGUGGCUCGGUCUCUCUGCUCAUGAGAAGAAGUUUAACGCCUUCUCAGAGGGAAACUUCAGCGUCUACGCUGAAAUGUACGAGAACCAGGCUCAGGUGUUUGGGAAGUGGGGAACCACUGGCCUCGUCGGUCGUCACAAGUUCUCAGACGUGACCGGAAAGGUGAAACUCAAACAGGAACGCUUUCUGCCUCCGCGAGGCUGGGAUUGGGAUGGAGACUGGUUUGUUGACCCUGAGCGAGGCCUGUUGACAGAAGCAGACGCAGGGCACACGGAGUUUGUAGAUGAGGUCUUUCAGAAUGAAACCCGCUUUCCUGGUGGAGACUGGAAGCCUGCUGCAGAACCUUACACAGACGUGAAUGGAGAAAAGUCUCAGAGCCCAGGAGAUUUUGAUUGUCCACCUGGUUGGACCUGGGAGGAUGAGUGGAGCUUUGACAGUGACAGAGCUGUGGAUGAGAGAGGUUGGGAAUAUGGAGUAACCGUACCCCCCGAUGAUAAACCCAAAUCCUGGGUGGCAGCAGAGAAAAUGUACCACAACCACCGCAGGAAGAGACUCCAAAGAAAAAGAAGGAAGGUUUCUGAAAUCACAGCUCCUGCUGAGAGAAGAGAUCCAGGUGAAGGCUGGGAAUACUCCUCUCUGAUUGGCUGGAAGUUUCAUCGAAAGGAGCGCUCCUCCGACACGUUCCGACGCCGCCGCUGGAGGAGAAAGAUGGUCCCGUCAGACUGCAUCGGCGCCUCUGCCAUCUUCAGACUGGAAGGAGCAUUAGGGGUUGAUGUUGAUGAGAAGACCAGCAAAACGGAUGCAGCUAAACUAUUUGGUGCCAACACCCCCACUGUUUCCUGCCACUUUAGCCGGUCGUACAUUUACCAUCUUAGGGUGUACGUUUAUCAAGGGAGAAACCUCUGUGCGAUGGACAAAGACAGUUUCUCAGAUCCCUAUGCCCACGUGUCGUUUCUGCACAUCAGUAAAACCACUGAGGUCAUAAGGACCACCCUGAACCCCACGUGGGACCAGACCCUCAUCUUUGAGGACAUUGAAAUCUUCGGAGACCCAAAAACUCUGGCCUGUAACCCUCCAGAUGUAGUCCUGGAGCUCUACGACAGCGAUCAAGUGGGCAAGGAUGAGCCCAUGGGCCGCUGCGCUUGUCCUCCUCUGGUCAAACUGAAUCCCAGUGUGGCUGUCAGUCCGAAGCUGCUGUGGUUCCCAGUCACCAAAAAGGGCCGCAGUGCUGGAGAGGUGCUUCUAGCUGCAGAGCUUCUACUAAAAGACAAGGUGAGUGAUGGAGACCUGCCUCUGGUGCCGCCUCGACGGGGGGAGAAGCUUUACAUGGUUCCUCAGGGGAUCCGGCCUGUAGUGCAGCAAACUGCAAUCGAGGUUUUGACUUGGGGUCUGAGGAACAUGAAGAGCUUCCAGCUGGCGACCGUGUCCUCCCCCAGUUUGAUUGUGGAAUGCGGCGGAGAGAUCGUUCAAACGGCCGUGAUCAAGAACUUCAAAAAGAACCUCAACUUUCCUGGAUCUGUGCUCCUCCUCAAAGUG
Molecule: messenger RNA, 4123 nt
Organism: Austrofundulus limnaeus
Lineage: Eukaryota; Metazoa; Chordata; Actinopteri; Cyprinodontiformes; Rivulidae
Product: myoferlin
Biological process (GO): plasma membrane organization
Cellular component (GO): membrane
Source: RefSeq, a predicted model, not a curated record